This is a messenger RNA of Scophthalmus maximus (turbot), 8918 nucleotides long. RefSeq names its product polycystic kidney disease 1 like 1. The coding region runs from base 318 to 8312 and encodes 2664 amino acids. Lineage: Eukaryota; Metazoa; Chordata; Actinopteri; Pleuronectiformes; Scophthalmidae. Gene Ontology annotation, biological process: detection of mechanical stimulus. The transcript is spliced from 49 exons. Gene Ontology annotation, molecular function: protein binding; calcium channel activity. Gene Ontology annotation, cellular component: membrane. The record is from RefSeq and is a predicted model, not a curated record.
GGACUUUUAGUCUGGAUAAUGCCCCUGUGGUGAACAGGACAACUGAGGAAUGGCACGUAAAUGUGUCUCUUCCAUCAGCGGGGCGUUAUCGUGUCACAGUUAAGGCCUUUAACCCAGUCAGCUGGGCCUCGUUUCACACACACAUCCUGGCUCAGGAUCCAGUUGGAGAGCUGGUGCUGAACGUUCCCCGUGUGAUCAGAACGCAGCAGGAACAACCGGUUGUGUUCAGAGUCGCAUCCGGGUCCAAUGUGACCGUCUCCCUGCUGGUGAACGCAACGUCGCUUUACAGGAACAGCAGCUAUGUAACAGGAGAAGAGAUGAUGGCGGUUUUGCUUUUCAACCACACCGGGACAGUCGUGGCUGAGCUUCGAGCCGAGAACCGAGUGUCUUCUCUGAACAAGAGCGUCAGAGUGUGCGUUGAGGUGAACGGGAAGUCGUCAGCACAGGUUAGAGAUAAUCCAAACUGGCAACCAACCACCAGUCAGAGUCCUUCUCACAGCCCGGCUGACAAUGCAGUGCGGAUUUAUGCAGCAAAGCCAGCCUAUGCCACGAAUACAGACGUAACCUUCCAGGUUGUGGCUGAUGCACCGGACCUUGUGGAAUUCAUCUGGCAAUUCGGAGACUCCACAUCAGCCAGAACCACCUCAAGAACCGUCACCAAACGGUACCACAAACCUGGCAGGUUCGCCGUAGUUGCAGUGGCGUCUGCUGGUCGGACGUCCGUCACCUCCGAGGCGUUCCCUCUGGUGGUCCAGAGAGCAGUGAGGCUCAACAGGCUCGUGCACCCGGCCUCGGUCCUGCAGAAUGGGACGGCGACGGUGAGCUGCCGGGUCAAUGCCGGGACUGACCUCAGCUUCCGCUGGAGCUUUGGUGACGGCUCGUCCAGGCUGGGACAGAGCGCAGAGCGGCACGUGUUCCACAGAACAGGGGAGUUCAGAGUCGAAGUGACUGUGUCUAACCUGGUCAGUUCUGCCUCCCUGAGCAGUCACAUCUUCGUUGUGGAUCGACCUUGUCAGCCUCCACCUGUCAAAAACAUGGGUCCUCUCAAACUGCAGGUGCGGAGGUAUGAGGUCAUCCGUCUGGGGGUGACCUAUGAGACUGAAAUCGACUGCGACGCACCAGGAGGCCUUCAGUACACCUGGACCGUGUUGGACUCUGCGGGCCGGAUCCUCAGUUUGCCUCUGACGGACACACACACACAGGGUCUCACACUGCAGAGCCACCUCCUGCAGUAUGACACCUACACCGCCACAGCCAGGGUCCAGGUCGUAGGCAGCGUGGUGUACAGUAACUACAGCGUGAGGGUCCAGGUGAUGCCGAGCCCCCCCGUGGCCUUCAUCCAGGGCGGCACCAACGUCUUCAUAAACAACGGGAACGCAACCGUGCUAACUCUGGACGGGCAGAGGUCUCACGACCCCGACUUCCCCAUGAACCCGCUCAGCUACAGCUGGACGUGUAAACCACUCAGCUCCAUCGCCACCACCUGCUUCAACCGACACAUUUCCACUUCCUCCGCGGUGCUCACGUUUCCCGUUCGUCUCCUGAAACACGACUUUGACCAGUUCCAGUUCACGCUCACCGUCCACAGCGGAGAGCGCUCAGCUUCGUCAGACACCUUCCUCACAGUGGUACCAAACCUGCUCGGGAAGUUGUCAGUCGACUGCCCUCAUUGUCAAGGAGACCAGGUGAACUGGGAUCAGUCGUUCUCCGUCGGCGCCUCGUGUGAAGACUGUGGCGUUUCCCACACACACCUCCGUCACACCUGGAGUCUGUACCUGGUCAACGCCUCCUCCAGGCCUGUCACAGAAGUGCCGUUUUGCCACACAGUGGAUCUCGGCGCUCCUUCCACAAUCACAGUGGAUCAGACUCCGGGGACUUCCGCCCUGCAUCCACCUCACGCAGAUACUCCACACGACGCCCGAGCUGUCCAUUCCUCAGCCCCUGCUCUCCUGACUGAGAUCGCCCCUGAAACAACUGGAACCAGAAAGCAAAAUGUGGGGCCGACUGACAGCUUGACAUCAGCAAAGAAGAGUCGAAACUUGUCAACCAAAGCUGAGUCUGAGCCCUCCACCGACGCAGCUCCUGUCAGCAUAAGAACAACAGGGUCAGGAGAGGAGCCCUUAUAUGAUUACCAGGGAGAGUUGGACCCUGCAGAGCAUCAUCCCUCCACUGAAUACAUACCACUCACCCCUGACAACAGCGGAGUCCUACAUCCUGAACUCUUUGGCCAAAGCAACAUUAUCGGUGAUUUCCCAACUCAUUCCGGCUCCUCUGCCGAGUGGGAAUCUUCUUUUCCCGGCCUGGAGAGCGGGGACAUGGGAGGUCGACAAGAGUCCGAUUAUGACGGUCCCUUCCCAAGUGUGGAGGAGGGAGACCCCGGGAGCUCAGCAGGAAGACCCACAGGUGUGGACGGUGAGACCCUCAGUCCCGGAGCUGACUCAGUGUUUGAUCCGGCUGAAGGUGAGGGGAGUAAUCUGGUGGUCUCCAGACCCUCCGUACUGACCCAGGAGCCGACUUUGCUCGAUUUGCCCCGGGACUCGGUGGACAGAGACGUUUUUGAGUCCUACACGUACACAGGAAUUUCCUCCCCUUCAGUCAGCCUCCGACCGUUCAGCCUGAGGCCGGGGAGCAGAUACAUGUUGGAGGUCACUGCCCAAUCUCGUAAUAGUCUCGUCGGUCGGACUCAGCUGUUCCUGAAAACCAAGCCUGUUCCGAGGGGCAUGACGUGCCAGGUGCAGCCAGUCAAAGGGAUGGAGCUCCACACACAUUUCAGCAUCUUUUGCACCUCAGGGAAAGAGGAUUUACUGUAUGAGUACAGCUUCAGUGUAGGAGGCAGACGUCCCAGGGUCUUGUACCGAGGUAGAGAUUUCCAAUACUACUUCAGCCUUCCUUCAGGUGACCCGAGUGAUGACUAUAAAGUAACCAUUUAUACUGAAGUCCGAAGCGGCACACAUGGGACAGCCACUAAACCCUGUCCUGUCACCAUCAAAGUUGAACCAAGCUUCCUCAGAGACACUUCUCCUCAUCAUGAUCCCGAUCUGGAGCUGUCCGGGGCAGGUCUGAGGAGCCUGUCGGCUCUGGUCGGGCUCGGAAACAGUCAGGAGAUCCGGAACCACGUCCGUCUCCUCUCCGGCAUUCUGAACAGACUCAGCCUGGAAGCCGAGGCCAACGCACAGGCACAGAGACACGUGCGCAGUGUGCUCAUUGGCACAGUGUGUGAGCUCGAGGGCGGUGAACUGGCAUCAAUGGUCGACAGCAUCUGCACCCUCCAAGACCUCCUGCAAGUAACGAAUCAGGUAACAUUAGCGAGUGCCAGACGCGCGACAGUUCACGUUCAGUCCGUCUCAGACCUGUUUUGGGAGUCGAGUGCUCCGGGCCCAUAUCACCUGGACCAGGAGAUCCUCGACGCCCUGGUCGUCCUGCUGUCACACAUCCUGCGGGCCGCUGUCGCGCAUCGCGACCUCGGCCCCGAGUCGCCCAAUGCGAGUAGUAUAGCACAGGUGUUGGAAUGGGACCCACCCACCGGGGAUAACACCAGACGGACCAGUGCGUCUCCCAGUGGCCGCACGCCAGCGUCCCCCGACGGUGAGCACAUCACACAGGGACGGUCGACUUCGGCGCAGCAGGCGACACGGCUCGUUGUCGAUGCCCUGCAGACUGCGUCCGACCUGAUGCUGAAGUACAUUUUGUUCCACAAGGUCGAGCAGCACAGAAUCGGAACAGGCCUGCUCGUCUUGCACGCCUCCUACCACCAACGGACGUCCACAGUCGUCCGCGGCGGCUCUGCCACCUUCUACGCGCCCGCUCCUCUGAUCCAGCUGCUGUUCGUCCAUCGCGGUGGAGCGGCGGGGAGCAGGGAGGAGCGGCCAUGUGUGCUCAGCGUGCUGACUGAGCUCGCCCGCGACCCUCACACCCCCGGCGAUGUCCGGCUCGGCGGACCAGUGGUCGACCUGAGUCUGUUCAGGUGCAGCGGGAGGAGAAGGGUCCCCGUCCGUUCCCUCCUGCAGCCAAUCGACGUUGAGCUGCAACGUCCACCGGGAAAUAAGAGCUCUGUGCGCGAGUACGUCCUUCUCCGCAGCCGGGUCAGCUACCACAGCCUCAACAUCACCCAGGACCAUCUGCAGCAGGCCGUCCAGCUGAGCGUGGCGUUCAGGCCGCUGCCCGGCAAAGUGUUUCCCAUCAUGCUGCUCUUCAGGAUGUUUGAGAGGCCGACUCCCAGCAUGCACCACCUGCGCAGGGUUCACCACUGGGAGAGCAACAGCACACGCAUCACUCUGCCUCCAGCCUAUUUCAACACUGCAGGGGUCGGUCACCUGGCGCUGCUGAAUGCUGAUUUUGGGAAAGCGUCCGGACACAAGCACAUGAGUGACCGGAUCAGCUACAGCCUCACAGUGGUCAGCAGUCAGUGUUUGUCCUGGGACGACCAGCAGGGGGCCUGGACUCACGAAGGCUGCAGGACACAACAAACAGACACAACCACUGCUGUGAACUGCAGUUGUGUUCAGUUGAGGCCUCUGACCGUGGUGCAGCAGCAGAUCCAGAGCAGCCACGGCACAGCCGAUCUGGACCCUUUCCUAAGUGUGUCCCAUGAUCUGACAGUGGUGCUGGUGCUGGUGCUGUGUGUGUGCCUGUACGUCCCCGGGUUGGCGGCGUGUAAGAGAGCCGACGUCAUCUCCGAGGAGAACGGAAGAGUCCACUAUCUCCCUGACAACUCUCCCGUUGACCCACAUCUUUAUGCUGUGACCAUCCACACUGGCCUUUGCUCUGCAGCCAGUAUGAGUGCUAAGGUUUACAUAGUGCUGUACGGUGAAGAUGGAUUCUCACACACAAGAGAACUACAAGUCCCAGGGUGCACUCUGUUCAGGAGGAACGCUCGAGACACAUUUAUUCUCAGUGCGGCAGACAGCUUGGGCCCUGUGUGGGGGGUUCACAUCUGGCACGACGGAUCGGGACUCUCCCCGGACUGGUACCUCAAACAUGUGGAGGUGUCCGAGGUGAACCGGGGGCAUGUGAAAGGUCGCGCCUGGCUCCUCGUCACUCAGUGCUGGGUCGCUGUGAACAAAGGUGAUGGCCAGGUGGAGAGAAUGCUGCGCGUUUGCAGCCACGGACUGGGCUUUGCUGAGAUGUUGCGCUUUAAAUUAUCCGACCUCUUGGCCGACUUCCACAUCUGGAUGUCUGUGUACAGCUGCCCCUGCCCCAACUUGUUCACACGCACUCAAAGACUUAGCGUGUGCCUGCUGCUGCUGCUGGGGUACGCGUGUGUCAACACAGUAAUCAUAUCACAAAUGGAUGAUCAGUUGCCAUUCGAGCUGGGUGUCCUCGAUGUAUCUGCCGUCUCGGUGACAACAGGUGUAUUGAGUGUGGUGGCAGUGUUGCCCGGAGCAACGAUGAUAUCUUUUCUGUUUCGACUGCAUGAGGUCAAGCUGACGAGGUCAGGAGCCCAGCACGCAAAAGACGGAAAGACUGACAAGGAUUAUUUUGAAGAUGGCCUUUCAGUAAAUCCCAGUGCAUUCCAUCUCUCUUGGAGAAGUCUGAAGCAGUGGAUACAGGAGGCCUGGAGGAAGAAACACCAGGGCACAGACCUGCUCUCGGUGUCCACUUCUAUUCUGGAAAGUAAAGACACAGAUAAAGAACCCAUGAACCAACCAGAUGUGAUCGUGAGAAAAGGGGAUGGUCUAACAGUUGAGAGCAGGACGGGACCAGUGCUUCGGAAUUUGUUACUGAUUUCUAAGGGGGAAGAUGCUGAUCAUGUAUCUCAGAUUAAAGAGAUUGAAAGGAGCAUGUUUUGUGGAACCCAGAAAGAUCCUGUGUCCAGUAUGAGAGAUGAAGACAAAGUGAAAGCGAGAAGAGUUGGACCAACGUACCAGCGGUGUCACUAUUUGGCCUGGGCCCUCUGUCUGCUGCUGUCCCUCUCCUGCCUGGCGCUGUCUGGGGUACUGGGAAUGAGAUUCAGCAGCAGCAAGGUUCUGCUUUGGACGCACUCUCUUUUCUUCUCCCUGAUUUGUUGCAUCUUCUUCAUCCAGCCAGUUGUGAUACUUAUUGUGGCAGUGACUGUCUCCUUCUGGUACAGAAAGAGAGCGGACUUUCAUACUUUUUCCAGAAUUGAAGAGUUACAGAUACAACUGUGCAGCCGCAACAGUGCAAAUCUACCAGAGGAGCAGUUCAGGCCUGAGGAAACAUACUCAUACCUUCAGAGGCUGCUCGCCACUCGCCAGCGAGCUCGGUACCUGCGUCUUGUGCGCCCACCGACUGUGGCUGAGCUGAGAAGAACUCGUUGGAGAAAGAGGAGAGAGACUCUCAUCCAUAACACCCUCAGGGAUUUGUCUGUCUGUGUCUCCAUGGUUGGCCUGAUGCUGUGUGUAACGUACGGCAGCCCGUUUGGUGACCAUUACCACCUCAACAAAGCUGUCAGAAAACAGUUUUUAAGGAUUGACUAUGAAAAUGACUUCAUGUCCGUACAAAGGCACGAGGACUGGUGGAAGUGGACACGGAGCAGUCUGCUAAAUUUACUGUACAAGAAUGCAUCAGCCAAAACCGAGCAGUCACACAUCUUGAUUGGAGAGCCAAUCCUGUGGAAGAUGGAGGCGGAAGCAUCCAGCUCGCCCUGGGAGCAGGCCUCUGAUGUGACUCUUGUACCAGAACGUUUUCGCUCGUUCUUGUCAGGGAGCAGAACGUCCACUUACCCGCACUCCAUUGUUACGGUUCCCACGGCAACGCCCCCAAGCACAUGUGGUCGCCUGGGCUGCUAUUCGGGGCCAAGCACAACAGUUGGCUUAGGCCACACAAAGUCCGACGCUGCAUCCAAACUGAAUCUCCUGCACUCGGGUGGCUGGUUUGGCAGAAGGACGGUGGCCCUGAAAGUCCAGUUCACCUUGUUCAGCCCUGCUCCCAACUUGUUCACCAGUGUGACCUUGCUCGCUGAGCAGAGCCCCACCAAUGUCCUGCUGCCCUCCUCUAAGGUCCAGUCAGCGAGGGUGUAUCGCACUACUGCUGUGUGGGACUAUGUUGUUAUGGUGUGUCAGCUCAUCUUCCUCUUCAUGUCUCUGCUGCAACUCUGCAUACAAGUGUGCACUGCGAGGCAGCAAGGGCUGAUGGGAUACUGGAGGACACCCUGCAACUGGCUCGAAGUCGCUCUGCUGACAGUGAGCCUAGUGUACUAUGUCUAUCACAUCCAUCACUCCAUCAUUAUCAUGGAUGCUGUGGAGCAGCUGCACAGACACAGGGGACACGUCGAAGUCAGCACCUUGGCUUCCUGGGAGCAAGACAUUCGUACUCUGAGUGGCGUCACACUUCUCCUCCUCGCCACGAAGUGUGUGACUCUGCUGAGGGUGAACAGGACCGUUGGUUUCUCUGCUACACUGUUGACCCGCUCACUCUCCAGUCUCAUGUGGCCCACGGUUUCGGGUCUGAUCCUGCUGGUGGGGCUGUCCUGCGCAGGGAGUCUUCUGUUCGCACAAAGCUCCGGGGCUUUCAGCUCCAUCCUCCGCUCCCUUCAGACUCUGCUCUCUCACCACUGGGGCCUCAGACGUGCCAGGAGCCUCCUCCUCUCUGGGAGAGAUUUCCUUUACGGCGGAACUCUCUAUCUGUCUUCCUCUGUGGUGUGGACAGCAGUGUUGAUAGCUGUCGUGUCGUCCUCGGUCAGAGGGGCCAAAAGGUCUCAGAGCAGGAGGGACGUCUUCACCGCAGCAGAGUUAGCCAGCUACGUCAGACGGAGGGUCUUUGAGUUCGCUGGGCGGCGGAAACCAAAAUGGACUGAUGACCACGUGGAGAGCAGGAUGUACUACCUUGAAGAGUUUGAGAGCCUGGUAGACGAACUGUUGUUCAGACUCACCGCCCUCUCUAACGGCCUGCACCACACUCUGCCCCCGAAACUCCAUCACUACCUGGAGGAGCACAGUCCCGUCACCUCGCCCAUACAGGAGCCUUCGAACACGGACACAAAGGAAUUUGCAAGAACACAAAUGAAAGAAGAAACAAUCAGGUCCAAGCUUGAACUAGAGAUGCUGCAGUUGCCUCAGCAGAGAGGCCAACGGAGGUGCAAUCCCUCCCUGGACGUUGUUUCGGUAUUUGAUAAUCAGCAGCAGACUGGAGGAAGAGAAGAAGAAAAUUCAGAUGACGGAGAGCUCCGGAGUUAUUUCAGGGGACAAAACUGCCUGUCCCCCCCAGAGUCAGCAUCAAGCAUCAGGAUUUGGACACAAGAUGUUCUGGAGAAGCGAGCUGACCAGUGGACUGGGACAACUCAGGCCACCCACACUGAGGUGGUGGUCGAGGUUCUGGUACACGAAGAGCCUGGAAGUGCAGGAGGGUCGUAGCUGCGCGUAGCAGAUACUGUAGUUCAGGCUUGGACACAGCAAGCAAUAAAAAAAAAAAGAAUUAGAAAUCUCGAAAUGCUUUGUAAGAGCUUUUCUUCUGUUUACAUCUAUAGUCUUGUUCGUGUCCAGCAUCUUAUUUUCUUUCGAUCAACUCUGGUAAAUGAUUUUAUCUGGAAGAUUUUACCUCCUACUAGCGAAACCAACUGAUAUAAAUCUUACAAGAUUUUUUAAAAUCCUUUAUAAGCAAGUUAUUAAUGACUUUGUAAUUGAACAAUUUGUCAUUCUGGUACACAAAACAAAUAUAAUGCUUUGUGAUACACAAUUGGAAACAUUAUUUUGUUUCCAGGUUUCCAGAAAAUAGUUAUAAAUACAGGGAUGUGGUUUUUUAAAACUUAGAAUAUGGAUUAAUAGUUACAAUAUUAUUGAGUUCUAUGUAAACUGUCCAUGGUGUCCAUCCUGAUUCCUUAAGAGCCGACUACCAUGUUCAGAUGAUGCACAGCAACUAAAGGGAUCCAAUACAUAAGUAGAGUACAUGUUAUAAAUGUGUAUUUGUAUUCAAGCAUCAAAGUGUACAAUAUAAAAAAUAAAUAUAUCACAAGAAAAGUC